Molecule: messenger RNA, 1092 nt
Organism: Cavenderia fasciculata
Lineage: Eukaryota; Evosea; Eumycetozoa; Acytosteliales; Cavenderiaceae
Exons: 2
Coding region: 1-1092 (363 amino acids)
Source: RefSeq, a predicted model, not a curated record
AUGGAGAUUGAUAAUGUAACACCGACUCCUCCACCUCCACCUUCCUCCAAUAUUAUACCAACUUCAUCACUUGGGAAAAUUACGACUGCAACACCUACCACAUUUAAAUUUAAGAUGGGUAAUGUAGCUAGUACUGCGAAAACAUCGGGGUUGUUGCCCACACCCAUAUCGGCGAUUGCCGCGCGAACUAUCCAACCUCCUCCACCUCCACCACCCUCUACGCCACCUCCACCUCCUCCACCCCCCUCUACGCCACCUCCUCCACCUCCACCCUCCUCUACGACCCCGGCGCUACUGACUGCCACGACAAUGCAGCAAUUCCAACAACAUCAACAACCCUCACAUAUAAUCCCUCCUCCAACCAUUGGAAAGCAGUCCUCUGCUGGAGUCGGAAACGUCUCAACUGGUGCACCUACCACAUCUGCAACAGCUUUAUUACCCAACAACAAACACUCUCAUCCUCCACCACCACAAUCGAUUGUUGGAAACAACAAUGUAUUUCAACAACAACCUCCACCGCCACCACAAAUACCACAUCCUUCUUUUAUGCAUCAUCUCGGUCCCGGACACCCUCAUCAUCCACACCAUCCUAUCCCGCCUCCACCCCACAUUCCCCAAAUUCCACAUGGAGUUGCAGCUUUACAAUACCUUCACAGUCAAUUCCCCAAUAUACACCCGAGUAUAAUCCCACCACCCAUGAUGAUGCCUCCCCAUCCAUCCAAUAUGAUGAUGCCACAUGGUCGACUACCACCACCACCACCAAACCAACCGCAUCACCCUGCCAUGCCACCCAACAUGAUGAUGACCGCAAACACAAUCCAACAGCAACAACAACAUUUACUUCAACAACAGCAACACUUGCAACAAUUAAUACAACAAAAAUUACAACAACAACAUCAACAACAUCAACAACCACCACCUCAACAUCAACAAAUGAAAAUUUUAGAGACCAUGCCAACUCAAACUCUAUCACCUACCAAACCUCAUCAUCAAACUACUACAACAAAACAAAAAGAUGAAAAGGAUCAUCAUCACCAUAAACAACAACAACAACAAGAAAGAGAAAAACAAAUUUCUGAUAAUCAAAUAUAA